Prunus armeniaca (apricot) is the source of this 447-nucleotide messenger RNA. NCBI's taxonomy places the organism in Eukaryota, Viridiplantae, Streptophyta, Magnoliopsida, Rosales, Rosaceae. The record is from the annotation of a GenBank genome assembly.
AUGGCUUCUCUUCUCGGGCCUUCUUCUUCCAAUUUACUCCUCCACCACCUAAGAGAAGUCCGUCUGCCAACGAUCCGAGAUGCAGAGGUCGAAGAAAGCAGUAACAUUGGAGGGGCUGGCCACAGUCCAGCCUCAGCUGCUAUCGUGGCGCCAAACGCUGCUUUCAGCUUCAGGGGCCCACAGACGACGGUGUACGCGGCGGUCUACUGUGGCGGCGGAGGUACUGGUUUGUGUCCGGAGAAGGUCCUUCUGACUGCUCUCCCGGUCAAUGGACCCACCCGACAAGACGCUAUGGCUGCAAUCACGGCGUUCCGGUUGAACAUGGCCUUACGCCAUAGCAGCAGCCGCCGGCAAGUGGUGGAUUUCUGUUUUCUGGUUCCGGCUGAGGGUGGUGACCAGAAUUUUGUGGACCCCCGCACCAAACGGGGGACCCAAUUAUAUCCCUGA